GCUUCCUCGGCGCUCCCGGGGAAUCGGACGCCCGAUUCGCGACGAUUCUUCUUGAAUUCCAGGCCGAGCCGAGCCGUCGGCAGCCAUGGUCAAUACCAGCAACAACGCUGUCGGGGUCGACAACACUUUCCGGCGGAAGUUCGAUCGCGAGGAGUACUUGGAACGAGCCCGGGAACGCGAAAAGGAGGAGGCGGACCCGCGGCAUAAAUCAAAAUCGAAAGGUCCGCCUGUGCAAAGGAAGCCGUUGAAGCAUCGGGAUUAUGAAGUGGACCUUGAAUCUCGCCUAGGAAAGACUCAGGUGGUCACUCCAAUAGCACCUCUAAGCCAGCAGGCUGGGUACUACUGUUCAGUAUGUGAGUGCGUGGUGAAGGACUCAGCAAAUUACUUGGAUCAUAUAAAUGGAAAGAAACAUCAAAGGGCCUUGGGUAUGUCUAUGCGGGUAGAACGAGCAUCUCUUGAACAGGUCCAAGGACGUUUUGAACAACUUAAGAAGAGGAAGCCUCCUGGUACCUUUACAGAGCAAGAUCUUGACGAGCGAAUAUUAAAACAACAGGAGGAAGAGGAGGAACGAAAGCGCCAAAAAAGAGAAAAGAAGAAAGAGAAGAAGAAGGAGAAGGCGCAAGAAGAGGAACCCGAAAUGGAUCCUGAGGUUGCAGCUAUGAUGGGAUUUGGGGGUUUUGGCUCAUCCAAAAAGUGAGCAGUUAUCACCAUACCUUCCUAUCAUUGGUGAUAUCCCCAUGUUUAUCUGAUUUUCAAGGUGUAACAUCAUCUUGAUCCACAGUGAUCCUUCGCGAAGGUGUCAUUAUUUGUGUAUUUGGUUUGUAUCAGUGAGUAGCACAAGAUGAUUUUCAAGGUCAUCUCAAAUUUGCAGCUGAUUUAUGUGGUGUCUUUUCAUCUUUAUUUAGGUGACGUGGGAGCUAACUUAAUUUAGAUCGCUAUUCUAUCAUCAAGUUGUAUCUGUAGGAAUUUGAAUGUUGCAAAGCAACUUUCUGACUUAAACUCCAACUGGAACUUGAAGGGGAAAGCCUUAUGACU
This is a messenger RNA of Eucalyptus grandis, 1035 nucleotides long. Its product is annotated as zinc finger matrin-type protein 2. The transcript has 10 exons. The record is from RefSeq and is a predicted model, not a curated record. NCBI's taxonomy places the organism in Eukaryota, Viridiplantae, Streptophyta, Magnoliopsida, Myrtales, Myrtaceae. Gene Ontology annotation, molecular function: nucleic acid binding; zinc ion binding. Gene Ontology annotation, cellular component: spliceosomal complex; U4/U6 x U5 tri-snRNP complex. Bases 86 to 697 code for a protein of 203 amino acids. Gene Ontology annotation, biological process: mRNA splicing, via spliceosome.